Molecule: messenger RNA, 831 nt
Organism: Toxorhynchites rutilus septentrionalis
Lineage: Eukaryota; Metazoa; Arthropoda; Insecta; Diptera; Culicidae
Exons: 1
Coding region: 79-831 (250 amino acids)
Source: RefSeq, a predicted model, not a curated record
UUCAAUUCUUCGAAACAAUAAUUCAUUAAUCGGUUCCAUAGCAGAAAGUUUGCUAAAUUCUCCGAAAGUAUAGUCAAAAUGUCUGGAGGAGAAGAAUUAAUGGCGUGUCCGUACAACCGUUCUCACCGAAUAAGACCAUUGGCAAUGAGCAGGCAUCUCUACAAAUGUCGCAGAAAUCAUCCAUCCACUAAAAUGGAUAAAUGUCCGUUUAAUUCCACACACUUGGUUCCCAAACAGGAAAUCCAGCUGCAUACCAUUAUCUGUAACGAUAGAGCCCACUUUGAGUUGUACAAAUAUUGUGUUUCAAGCACUGUCGAGAGUAAAAAAGGAAAGUAUAGAGAUGCGGAACCUGAAUUGAUUUAUAACAAUGAUCCGCCAGUUAUAAAGGGGAAAAUCUCGCUCGAAAAAGAUGAGUGUUGGGAUAAAUUGAAUCGCAGCAAUGAUUCACCGGUUGCGAAGGGUAAAACGUUGCUCGACAAUGACAAGAGCUGGAGUGAGUCCGACAUAUCCACGAAGCUAGAUUCGACUCCCGAAUUGAUUUACCAUAAUGAUCCUCCGGUAACGAAGAGCGGUACCUUGCUCGACGAUGAUGAAUGCUGGGAUGACUCCAACGUACCUGCAUACAAUCCAUUGGAGUAUAUCUCCCAAGCUAAGGUGAUUCGAAAGGCACCACCUCAUAUGAAACCGUCGGAGAAGAAGCAGUUCCGUCGCAACGAACAGAUUCGAUUGAAGUCUUUUGAUAUGCAGAAACUCGAUAAAGAGCUGAAUGAUAUCAGCGCUUCGUUUUCACAACAAAUUAAUAUUCGAAGGAAAAAGCAUAACACAGUUUAA